Merops nubicus (carmine bee-eater) is the source of this 453-nucleotide messenger RNA. Its product is annotated as transmembrane protein 207-like. The coding region runs from base 1 to 453 and encodes 150 amino acids. NCBI's taxonomy places the organism in Eukaryota, Metazoa, Chordata, Aves, Coraciiformes, Meropidae. The transcript is spliced from 5 exons. The record is from RefSeq and is a predicted model, not a curated record.
AUGUUUCUCCUGCUAGUGAUGCUGAGACCUGGAGCUUUGUGUUUUGCUUCAUGGAUCACAGGAAUUGGAGUUCUGUGUUUAACCUUCCAGCUAGCAGCCUCUGAGUCAGACUGUGAGCUCGGCGAGAGGUGCUUCGGACAGGGUGAUGAAAACUUUAGCAGCUGGUAUGUGUGGUUCCUGAUGUUGUUUUUCCUGGCCUUGCUCCUGUCCUGCGGGAUCUGCUGCUGCCUGCAGUGCUGGCUGGGACGGCGGAGCUGCCGACGCACCCUGGCCGUCUUCGCGCUCAGCACCUCCGAUGCCUUUUGUGCAAGUGAAGCACCUCAGUGCUCGUUCUCUGGAUCUCUAAGCCCCUGCAUGGCCGCAGAGAUUUCUUCUCCUGCCCCACAGUUCAGCAUUGAAGGAGAUGAGUUGCCUCCAUCCUAUGAGGAUAUUAUGAAGGAAAACAAGUUCUAG